Messenger RNA from Plutella xylostella (diamondback moth), 630 nucleotides. The record is from RefSeq and is a predicted model, not a curated record. NCBI's taxonomy places the organism in Eukaryota, Metazoa, Arthropoda, Insecta, Lepidoptera, Plutellidae.
CCGAAGAACUACUGGUACUGAUCGGUGGUGCCGCCGCCGGUGAUGCCGCCACCGGUGAUGCCGCCGCCGGUGGUGCCACCGCCGCCGGGUAGGGAGAGAGCAACGGCGCCGCCGGUGGUGCCGCCGCCGCCCCCGCCCCAACCGCACAGAUACCGGUAUGUUUCGGUGCCCGCACCGGCGCCGUACCCGGCCUGGCCUCUGCCACCAUUUGCGGUGCCGCUGCCGGCGCCGUAUGCGCCGUGGCCGACGGAGGUGGCGCCGCCGUUCGCGGCUAGCUACCCGGGUCCGCCUGCGCCGCAGCCGGUAAAUCCGCCGCAGCCGGCAGCCGCACCUAUCCACAUUUGUUUUGUGGAGAGCCCUCGGUGGUGGCAGGGGCCGCCCUCGUCGGGUCGGGGGCGCGGCGGGCGCCAUGGCCGCGGGAGCGGCGGGGGUGGGCGCGGCGCUCGCGGUCGCGGGCGCAGUCGCGGCCGCGGCGGCGCCUUUGGAGUUAGGGAGUCCAACCCAUCUACGAUCUUCCGCUCAUUAUUGCUUAACCAACAAGGACAAGCCCCUGACACUCAAAAGAGCUCUAGAAACUUGUUAGGGAUUUGGGGCAGAGUUCAAAGAAAGACUGAUACCUUCCCGAUCUAA